Messenger RNA from Closterium sp. Naga37s-1, 2757 nucleotides. Lineage: Eukaryota; Viridiplantae; Streptophyta; Zygnematophyceae; Desmidiales; Closteriaceae. The record is from the annotation of a GenBank genome assembly.
AUGCGUGACCCAGCGGCUGGCUCGCGGCGCCGCCUCUUCUCCUCCGCGUUCGGCGACGAAGCUUCCUCCAGCAACCCUGACGAAGACUACAUCGGAUUCGACGAUUUCGUCUCCGGGCCGACCGCUCCCGCUUCCGCGCAGCUCAAGGCAUUGUUGGAUAUUAAAGCCGCCUGGAAGAGCGGCUUCUACGCAGCUUCCACGUGGAAGGAGGGCAGUACGGACACAUCCGCGUGGGAGGGCCUCGAUAUUGACGACUCUGGGAAUGUCGUCAGCAUGCGGCUGGUCUCCGCGGGCGUCGAAGGCCCGCUGCCCGCGGCAUUCGCUGCACUGACGGCCCUCACGUCGCUAGAUCUCCGCCAAAAUAAGCUGACCGGCGAGAUUCCCCGCGGUGUUUUUUCCAAGAUGCCGUACCUCAAGGAGUUUUACGUAGCCGAUAACAAGCUCUCGGGGCUGUUUCCGUGGAGACAAAUAUUCGGGCAGGCGAAUUCCCCGCUGCAAAUGUUCGAAAUCGACGGCAACGCUUUCACUGGUGGCAUUCCCAACACCCUCUUCCAGAACUCGCCGAAUCUCCAAACUUUCACAGCUAGCGGCAACAAGUUCACCGGGCAGAUGCCUACUGGUUUGUCGGGCUGCCCGCUUCUUUCGGUCAUCGAUUUGUCGGACAACCAGCUGACCGGCCCAAUUCCGUCCGCGUUUGGCCGGAUGGACGGGCUCGAAGUGUUCGACGUCGGCAACAACCUGCUGACCGGUUACCUGCCGGCAACCUUCGGACUCUCCGCAACUCUCAUGAAUUUCGAUGUUAGCAACAACAAGCUGAGCGGUUACCUCCCCGCAUCGCUGGCCAAUCUCGGCCAAUCGCUGCGGGCCUUCAAAGUGGCGAACAACUACUUUACUGGCGUUUUGCCCAAGUUCCCAAACCUCGGGAGGGGAUGCGGCCCCAAGGGCUCCGACGCUGUUUCCUGUUACAGCAUCUGCAUCCCAUCCCUUCCUCCACUCCUAGCUCGCCGUCCGCCGUUCGCCGCACGCGAUUGGGUACGUCAUCCCCCCUUCCCGCCACGCCAUCUCCCCUUCCCGCCACGCCUUCUCCCCUUCCGGGCACGCCCUUGUUUCCUCCCCUGCACGCCCUCAUUCCAGAGCACUGAAUUUCCCUUUCCGCAACCUCAUUUCCGCCCGAAAUCCCCUUUUCCGCAACCUCUCGCCUUACCCAUUCCUGCUCCUAUUGCCUCCCGGUUCAAAUUCUUCUUUCGCCUCCCCGCGCGUGCUCCUCUCGCAUCCCCUCGCUCUCCUCGCGCUUUCCCCGCCCGGCCUCCUCACGCCUCCCCGCGCGCUCGACUCUCGCCUCCACGCGCGGCCUCCUCUCGCCUUGCCGCGCGUUCUCCUCUCGCCUCCCCGCGCCUGCUCUUUUUCGCCUCCCCGCGCCUGCUCUUCUCGCCUCCCCGCGCCUGCUCCUCUCGCCUCCCCGCGCGCGCGAUUUUCGCCUCCCCGCGCUCUCCUCUCGCCUCUCCGCGCGUCCCACCUCCACACGUGUCCUCCUCUCGCCUUCCCGCACAUGCGCAUCUAGCCUGCGUCGUCGGCUUCACCCUGCCUCCCCUCGCUGCCUCUCCGCGUCUCGCGGCGGCCUCCCAAAGCGAGCUGCACUCGAAUAAGGCCCUUCUCCUCCUCUCACCACGCCUUCUCCUCCUCUCACCACGCCUUCUCCUCCUCUCACCACGCGUUCUCCUCCUCUCACCACGCCUUCUCCUCCUCUCACCACGCCUUCUCCUCCUCUCACCACGCCUUCUCCUCCUCUCACCACGCCUUCUCCUCCUCUCACCACGCCUUCUCCUCCUCUCACCACGCCUUCUCCUCCUCUCACCAUGCCUUCUCCUCCUCCCGCCACCCCCUCUCCUCCUCCCACUAUGCCUUCUCCCCCUCCCGCCGUGCCCUAUCGUCCUCACGUCAUGCCUUCUCCUCCUCUCGCCAUGCCUUCUCCUCUCGCCAUGCCUUCUCCUCCUCUCACCAUGCCUUCUCCUCCUCUCACCACGCCUUCUCCUCCUCCCACCAUGCCUUUUCCUCAUCCCACCAUGCCUCCUCCCCCUCCCGCCGUGCCUUCUCGUCCUCUUGCCACUCCUCCUCUCCUGCUUCCCACCAUUUCCCCGCCUGCUUCCCCUAUUUUCCCCCUCUGCUCCUCUUUCCCCAUCUUCUCAACUUUCCCACCUCCGCUCUUUUUUCCCCUCUGCUUCUCUUCUCCCCCUCUUCUCCUCUUUUCCCUCACUGCUCCUCUUUCCCCCCUGUGCUCCUCUUUUCCCCCCCCUACUCCACUUUCCCCCUCUGCUCCUCUUUCCCUCUCUGCUCCUCUUUUUCCCGUCUGCUCCUCUUGUCCCCCUCGGCUCAUCUUUCCCCCCUCUGCUCAUCCUUUUCCUUACUGCACCUCUUUCCACCCACUGCUCCUCUUUUCCCCCUCUGCUCCUGUUUCCCCCCCCCCGCUCUCAGUUUUCCUCCCCUACUCCCCUUACCCUCUCUGAUCCUCUUUUCCCCCUCAAAUCCUCCUUCCCAUCCGCACCUCCCCCGUCCCCUCUUAUUCCUCUCCCUUCCCCGCCAGCUCACUCACCCCUUUCUUCUUUUGCUUCUCAGCCGCCAGUGAACCCGCGGGCUCCGGCCGUGAGAGUGCUCUGCCUACAGGUGGCUGAUGCUUUCUCUCAAUCGACAUGGCGCAAGGUUUGGGGCCCCACUAUAUACCGUUGCGACACCACGUGCCGUACAGCCAAGGUCACAUGA